Molecule: messenger RNA, 4245 nt
Organism: Nomia melanderi (Alkali bee)
Lineage: Eukaryota; Metazoa; Arthropoda; Insecta; Hymenoptera; Halictidae
Gene: Rat1
Product: 5'-3' exoribonuclease 2 Rat1
Biological process (GO): nuclear-transcribed mRNA catabolic process
Cellular component (GO): nucleus
Molecular function (GO): 5'-3' RNA exonuclease activity; RNA binding
Source: RefSeq, a predicted model, not a curated record
GUUUGGUAUUCCAGUCAGAGUUUGUAUCUAAGUACAUGUUGUAAAUUAAAUAUGAGUAAACGGUGAAAAUAGUUCGUAAUUGCUUAAUUUACAAAUAAACAUUUUGUGAACCGAUUAAAAGAAAUACCUAAAAAACUGCAGAGAAAGAGGACGGUAAAGAGUGAGAGAUGGGUGUUCCAGCAUUUUUUCGGUGGUUAAGUAGAAAGUACCCUUCCGUUAUCGUCGAAUGCAUCGAACAGAAGUCUAUAAUUACCAAUGGCGUACGAGUACCUGUGAACUCACAGGAUCCAAAUCCAAAUGGAGUGGAAUUUGACAAUUUAUAUCUUGAUAUGAAUGGUAUUAUACAUCCUUGUACACAUCCAGAGGAUAAACCAGCACCAAAAGAUGAAGAUGAAAUGAUGGAAGCUAUCUUUGAAUGUAUUGAUCGCCUGUUUCGCAUAGUGAGACCUAGGAAGUUACUUUAUAUGGCCAUUGAUGGAGUUGCACCUAGAGCCAAAAUGAAUCAACAAAGAUCAAGAAGAUUCAGAGCAUCAAAAGAGACAACUGAAAAAAUUAAUGAAAUUAAAAGAAUACGUUCUGAACUAGCAUUGAAGGGUGCAUCAUUACCGCCAGAAAAGCCAAAAGAAGAUCAUUUUGAUAGUAAUUGUAUUACACCGGGCACACCUUUUAUGGCAAGGUUAUCAAAAUGUUUACAUUAUUACAUACACGAACGUUUAAACAAUGACCCCGGUUGGAGGAAUAUAAAAGUAAUUUUGAGUGAUGCAAAUGUACCGGGUGAAGGAGAACACAAGAUAAUGGAUUUUAUACGUAAACAAAGAGCACAACCUGAUCAUGAUCCCAACACGCAACACGUUCUGUGCGGAGCAGAUGCUGAUUUAAUUAUGUUGGGACUUGCUACACAUGAACCGAAUUUCACAAUUAUUCGUGAAGAAUUCAAACCAAAUAAACCAAGACCAUGCGACAUAUGCGGUCAGUUGGGCCACGAAAUGAAAGAAUGUACGGGUUCUGAGCUAAAUCAGAAAGAAGAAGAGAAUGCUUUCGGAUCCGAAUGCCAGUACAUAUUUGUGCGAUUAAAUGUACUCAGGGAAUACUUAGAGAGAGAGUUGCAAAUGCCUAAUCUACCAUUUAAGUACGAUUUCGAACGAGCUAUCGAUGAUUGGGUGUUCAUGUGUUUUUUCGUAGGAAAUGAUUUUCUACCUCAUCUCCCAUCAUUGGAAAUUAGAGAGGGGGCAAUCGAUAGACUCGUUAACUUAUAUAAAAAAACAGUAUAUAAAACAGGAGGAUUUUUAACAGAUAGUGGAGACGUAAAUUUAGACAGAGUUCAAAUGAUAAUGUCCGACCUCGGGGAUGUUGAAGACGAAAUUUUCAAGAAGAGACAACAAAACGAAUUAGCGUUUAAGCAACGUGAGAAAGAUAAAAAGGCUAGAAUGCAAGCAAUCAGUAAUUUCAAGCCGAAGUGGAUUCCUACUGGACAGUUUGCUCCUAUGCCGUUGGGUGAACGAGUUAAACCAGUGGAAAAUGCUCGUUAUGAAGCUUAUCAGAUGCGUAUUCAAAGUAGAAACUACAGUAGUUCUAGUGAGGCUAGGGGAAAUGCUAAUGAAGCUCUAGAAAGCAUGAUACGUCCAGAGAAUACAUCAAACACAGAGCGCAAACGUAGAGCCGAAGAUAUUGAAGAUUCAGACGAUGACCAAGCGCACGAUGAAGUGAGAUUGUGGGAAGAUGGCUUUAAAGAUCGCUAUUACGAAUCAAAAUUUGAUGUCGCUCCCGAUAAUUUGCAAUUUAGAAACAAUGUAGCCUUGCAAUACGUGCGAGGUUUGUGUUGGGUUCUACGGUAUUAUUAUCAAGGUUGCGCGUCUUGGAAAUGGUACUUUCCUUAUCAUUAUGCUCCAUUCGCUAGUGAUUUCAUUAAUAUUGGCGGCUUGUCGACCGAAUUUGAGAAAGGAACUAUACCGUUCCGUCCAUUGGAACAGCUAAUGGGAGUAUUUCCAGCAGCCAGUAGUAAACACGUUCCUAUUCCAUGGGCUAAGUUAAUGAGUGAUCCAAAAUCAACGAUAAUAGAUUUCUAUCCAGAAGAUUUUAAGAUAGAUUUGAAUGGGAAAAAGUUUGCUUGGCAGGGAGUGGCUUUGCUGCCAUUUGUGGAUGAAAAAAGAUUAUUCAAGGCUUUGGAACCAUAUUACGAAUGCCUGACAGAAGCAGAAAAGAAACGAAACAUUAGAGGCGACGACCGUCUCUACGUUGGACUAGGCAACAGUGGUUACAAUUUUAUUAAAGGAUUAUAUACGAAUAAAGUUGGAUUUGAUGUUGAAACUUCUAUAUGCAUCGAUGGAAUGCGUGGUACGGUGUUACUAGCAGAUGAUUGUGUCGGAGAUGGCGCCACCUUACCCUCUCCUAUAAAUGGACUUCCAGUCAGAAAUAAUAAAGUUUAUUGUGUUCGAUUUAGAGAUCCAAAAUACAGCCAGAAUUUCAUUUACCCUGCGAAGAAAUUGAAGGGUGCCAGAGACCCACCGCGAGUCUUAAAACCACAAGACUUCGAACAAAUGAACCGUAACAGUGACAAUGCUUGGAAACCACAAAUUGGUUUCACUCCUUCUACCCAAGUUGCAUCCUUGACCGACGCAGGACGCAGGAUGCUUGGACAUUAUACAAACCAUAAUAGAGUGCCACCCCCGUUCAGUGCUGUGUCAGCAUCACAAGGUCUGUAUCCGGAAUCUACUCAUGGCUACCAGAGGGGAUACUACCAAGGGGACUCAAGGGGAUACGAGAGUUCCAGAUCAAACCAGCAGGCCACCCCGUCCGCGAGGCCAUGGAACUCCGGUUCCAUGGUGCCUCAUAACUACCAGCGUUACCAGCAUCAAGAAUACCAGCAAUGGAAUAACUACAGCACUCAGCCGUACGGACGAAACAAUUACCAGGGUUCGCAGUACAAUAGCUACCAUCAGCAACGGGACUAUUCGUCCAAUUAUCAAGGCAACAAUAGCGGAAACAGCAACAGAGGAGGGGGUUGGAGACGGUAAACGCUAGGACAAAGUCCUUCCAAUCGGCAAGAGUCUCGAUCCGCCGAAUCGACAAUUUUCACGGGGAAACAGAAUUAAUAUCAUCACAAAAAAAACCUAACCUUAGGACCAGGAUAAGAUUGUCUCGCUACGAACAACAAAUGACCGUACCCGCCAUUUUGCCUAAGGAACUUAGGCAAUCCAAACAUUCGUGUGCAAUACGUUCCCGAAUUCAUUCUUCAACUCAUUAUCGGCUGCAAAUUCGGCGAGGACGAUGUUUUCGAGCGAAACUGUCUGACUCAACUAUUGAAAUACUAGUUCAAAACUUAGCGAAAAAUUUGAAUAAAAAAAAAGACGCGCGAAUGGACGCACAGCGUGACAAACGGCGCAGCCGAUUCUCGGAGAUCGGCUAAUCCGUUCAGCGAAAUAAUAGAGCGUACCUGUCAAAGACGGGUGUAAUUUUAACAAUUCAAAGCCGGUAACUGGAGCGAGGAUUGUUCGGAGCCACGAGAAAUGCAUAAUAUUCCCUUUCGAUUGAAUCACGGGCGUUAAUCAUGGAUGAUAGGCGUUGUAAUCGUCCCUCGUAGGAGGCACCGUGUAAAUCGGAGUACCUGACGCGGCUCAGACCGAGAGGAUUCCGACGAUCUCGCUCCGGUUUACUAGGAAGUCAGUGCUCGGGAGACGGUGGCAGUCUCUUCGGGUGAUUUUAAAAUCGUGAUCAACGCGGUCUUCGUUAUCCCGCGCGUGUGGAUAUUUCGUUUUUCUUUGCCGACAGCGAACGACACUUUUCCUCAAUCAAUUCCGAAUUUCAUUCGACCACGCGAGAGACGUUUCUCUCUUUCUCGCGGAUUAUUAGCGUCGUGCAAGCAUCGUGUAACGUUCGUUUCUAUAGCGGGAAUUUUCUCAUUCCGCGCGAGAAUCAUGUAAUUUUCCGUUCCGUUGAAAGAAAUAUAUCUCUAUGAUCAUUGGCGCGAAUAAGCACGACCGCGGCCCGCGGAAGCGUCGCGUUCCUUCCAUAACAAGGAAUUAGUAUUUUUGCGACUAGCGAAACGCGGCGAUCAACGUUUUACUCGAGAUCGCGAUCACGCCGCGGUCGUGCGAAUUAUAUGUUUUUACAGUAUAGUCGGUGCACGGUUGACCGCAGGAUACCGUAACGAUUAUAUUCCUGCGAGUGACACACGUGGCACGCGUGGCCAUUUUUGUAUUGUAUGCACUUGAGACAAAUAUAAUUGAAUUGGUUCUACGCUCGAUC